This is a messenger RNA of Gavia stellata (red-throated loon), 649 nucleotides long. RefSeq names its product bMERB domain-containing protein 1. The transcript is spliced from 6 exons. The record is from RefSeq and is a predicted model, not a curated record. Lineage: Eukaryota; Metazoa; Chordata; Aves; Gaviiformes; Gaviidae. The coding region runs from base 71 to 649 and encodes 192 amino acids.
CGGCGGGAGCGGAGCGGCGGGAGCCCCCGCCCGCCCCGGCGGAGCAGCGCGGAGCGGGCAGGGCUGCGGCAUGGAGGGGAGCCGGACGCCCCCCCGGUACGGAUCGCUGGAGUCCACCCGGUGGCCGCCCGCCGGCGCGGGGCCAGAGGACGAGAUUGUUUCCAUGGCUGACUCGACCACCACCAUUGAUGACAUCGAAGGGGAGCUCUUCAAAAUCGAGAGGAUCAGGGAGAUCCUGGUGAGGAGGGAGUCAGAGCUGCGGUACAUGAUGGAUGACAUUCAGCUUUGUAAAGAAAUCAGCCGACUGAAAAAGGAGCUUCAAAAACUCAUAGCUCUUCCAGAGAACGAGAAGUCCAAUGAGGAGAAGCAGAAGGAAGAGGAGCUGGUACAGCAGAUUCACAAGCUGGUGGAAACACGGGAUUUCCUGGUGGACGAUGUGGAGUUUGAGAGGCUCAGGGAAAGGGAAGAAGACAAGGAAAUGGCAGAGUUCCUGCAAAGUAAGCUCUCCAAAAGCUACCUCCAGAAAGCAACUCCUGUCAAAGAGAAGAAAAUGACUUCCAGGGGGCAGCAAACCUCUGCACCGUACAUGACCAAAACGGGCCUCACCCUGCUCAAGGAGUGCUGUGGCUUCACCUGCUCCAUCAUGUAG